Molecule: messenger RNA, 1213 nt
Organism: Polychytrium aggregatum
Lineage: Eukaryota; Fungi; Chytridiomycota; Chytridiomycetes; Polychytriales
Exons: 4
Coding region: 60-1130 (356 amino acids)
Molecular function (GO): Hsp90 protein binding
Source: RefSeq, a predicted model, not a curated record
CCUGCAUCACACAUCCGGCAUCACGCAUCCGGCAUCUCCAGCGCUUCUCGCCCAGGGCCAUGUCCUCAAGCACCAUCCAGAACCCACAAGAUGUUCUGCUCGCUGCGUCUGGCGCCGUUGCUGCCAAGGACUAUUCCAAGGCCGCCGCUCUCUUCACCGAGCUAAUGGAGCGAUGGCCCCAGAUCCCCAAGCAGCUGCCCAUGCUCUCCCGCAGCACAUGCUUCAUGGAAACCAAGGAAUACAGCAAGGCCCUGAGCGACGUCAUCGCCGUUCUCCAGCAGGAAGAUGUCCAGGUGGCCGAGGAGAUCAUCCCAAACUGCUUCUCCACACGGGUGGCCGCGGCCACUCGGGCUGCCCAGAUCUAUACCGCCCUGAAGGACAACGAGAAGGCCACCCUCUACAAGAAGCUCGCCACGGAGCUGGUCGAGCUGAGCGCCCACACGGCCGAUCAGGCCCAGCAGCUCAAGGAGGAGGGCAAUGGGUUUUACAAGCAGUCUCGCCUUCGAGAGGCCCUCGAGCGAUACCAGAAGGCCCUGAAGCUCGAUCCUGCCAACGCCAGCAUCCUGGGCAAUAUCACCCAGACCCUCAUUCGACUGGAUCGCCUGACGGAUGCCAGGCAGUAUGCCAAUCGGUGUGCUGCGGUCCAGCCCGAAUGGCCCAAGGCCUGGUACCGCAAGGGCAUGAUUGAGCUGAAACUGGGCAACUUGGUCGAUGCCCUCAGCGCUUUCCAACAGGGCCUCGCUCAUGCGCCCGACGAUGUGGAUCUGAAGCGGAUUUAUCUCGAGACCUCCAAGAAAGCCGAGAAGGCGAGCCCGGCCAAAGGUGGCCUCGACCAACACUUCCUUGGCAUGAUGAUGGAUCUUCGCCACAACUCAUGGAGCGUUGCCGAGUGGUUCAAGACUCAGUCCGCCCAUAUCCAGUACUGGGAUAUGUCUCGGUUCGACCCGGCAUCGUAUGCGGCGGCCCAGAACAGCGCAAGGUUCAAGAGCAUUGUCACUCGCAUUGCCUCAUUCGCAUCGAACAGCUUCCAGCAGGGUCUGUCCGCCGAGGUAGGUUUGUCCGGGGGCACGCUCACAAGCACGAGCAUCGGGUCACCCUUGAAGGGUGGUGAGUACGGGAAUGGGAGCUAGCUCGCUUGUCGAUCUGGAGGGUAACGAGCAUAUCGUCGACGCAUUGGCACGAUACGAAUCGAUAUCUACAGGCAACCCUGGGC